AUGAUAAGACCAGUCCGACUGUACACGCACAUAUCGCCUGGCUCGAAGAAACCGCCGAAGAAGGCAGUGAUCUGUGUCCUUCCUGCACGUACUUUCAACCUCAGCGAGCCAUUUUCCGCCCUGAAGCUGGCCCUCGUCCUUCAUCGCUCAAAGUUCGUGACGAUACAGCAGUGCUCCUCGUGGGAAGCAGACGAGACUUUACCCUGGAGAGCGGACCUUAUUGCUCGCGAUAUCCUCGAAGAUGACCCUGAGACCUCCCAUACUGAUUUCUCCAGCCGCGAGGCGAUAGUACUCUGGGCAGAAGAGGUAUACAAGGCAAACGAAUCGAAGCGCCGUGUAUCCGACAUGGAGCGCAGAGGAGCCUCUUUACGACAGGGGACGAAUGCAAAUCAAGGCGGUGACCCACAAACAAGCACGAAGGAGAACAUCAUUCCCAGAAAAGGUCGUUCUCGUCCCCGUACCCAGCGUUACUUUGUCGUGCGGAAAGUCAUUUUCUGUAACGCGCAACGAGGACUCGACAAUUGGAUCGAGGUACCUAAAGAGUCAAUCCAUGCACUGGCACCGGUGUGGUUCAACACCCCUGUAGAGGUUGUUAGACGCUCCAUUUGCAAUGAACAGGAGCACCUCCUCGAAGAACUUCUAGAGGCCUAUGCUACAUGCUCUACCUGUUUCCUGGGAUCUAUGACCAACAGGGUUCGAGACGUCAUCGAACGGUCUUUGCACGGCAUAUUCCAGGCAGUUCAGUCGGUCCGUUUGCUUUGCCGCACCGACGCCGUAGGGCCUGACGCAGAAGGCGAGGCCGCUGAAGUGCACAAUGAGGCGACGCACCGCUAUCCUUGGAACCAGCUGAUGCAGGUCAUCACUGAUAUCGCUGCGGUGCCCAACAUGGCCUACAGAAAAGAGCCAAAACUGAGAUACUCAGAGUACUCCCCUCCGCACUCCUACACACACAACCGAGUUUAUCGAAGCGAUGUCACUGAUCUCUAUGACGUGAUACUUCCCCCAGCCCCUCGCGGAGAACCAGGAUAUCUGGCGUAUAAGUGGCACGAGGACGUGACACCGGAGGAGAUGGGCCCAGCCGCAGCGCAAGAUGAACCGCAUUCAGGGACACCGGACGGCAUGCUCUACCUCUCCAUUAGUAAUGUGUUCCGAAACAAAGCCGCGGCGGACGCCGUGUCCAUAUGGCACCCGAGGCUAGCUACACAGUCAGAGGAAGGCAGAGACGCCACGGACACCUGGUCGGCAAUGCAAGAAGAAUACUCCGAGCCAAGGGGCUACGGGGGCAGUGCGUUCGCUGAGUGUGAACCACAUCGUCCGUUCGAUGCUCAAGCUCGGGCUAAAUACCAACAGUCGAUGCAACUUGAAUCAUUAGAGGACCCUCCGUUUGCUUCUACAGCGUCUCGUCGAACCGAUAUACAUCCAUUGCAUGAAAAACAACACGACAUGAAACGGGUCGAUACUCAGGUCCAAACUCCUUCAUUGCCUGCAUUAUCUGCUUACUUUCCAUUGCUCGUCUGCGAGUACAGGGGUCUCCUGCCCAAUGAGUCGGCAGAAGAAGCUGUUACCGACCAGGAGCGACUCUCGUUGAUAGCCUUAUGCACUUUCAUGAGGUUAUUCAAUAUUGCUCGCUUUCCUAUUUUCGGCUUGAUCACCAGUGGUUCGAUCGGAGUAUUGUCAUCUGCAUGGAAUGAAGUCGUGAACCUACCGGUUGGAAAGGCAAGGGACACGACACAAAAUGUCAUCUGCAUUGCGGAUGAGCAGGCUACGAAGGUCGACCUCUGCAAUCCUCUGGAUGCCCUCAACGUCGCCACUUUUGUGGCAUACAUCCUGGUGGAGCACGCUCCACUUUUACGUGCACUCUUCAGUUCAAAUACGAGCGAGGUUAGCGAAGGCUAUCUCUUGAACAAGGAAGGUGGGACACCACGGGAAAAGGCGCUUUCAUUGACUGCUGUUGACGGCAAUUGGCACCGGCCACAAUCCGACUCCCAGGCAAGCAAGCGGGAAAAUGCGACUGCGAAGGCUGACCUUGGGUCCGUUCCCGAGCAACCGGAAGACUAA
Messenger RNA from Punctularia strigosozonata HHB-11173 SS5, 2058 nucleotides. RefSeq lists its product as uncharacterized. Bases 1 to 2058 code for a protein of 685 amino acids. The transcript has 8 exons. Lineage: Eukaryota; Fungi; Basidiomycota; Agaricomycetes; Corticiales; Punctulariaceae. The record is from RefSeq and is a predicted model, not a curated record.